AUUAUUUCAAUGUUUAGGACUUUAAUUGACCAGCUCAUGGAGAGAUUUAAAGACAAAAAGCUGUUUGUUGAUACAUGGGCAACUAAUAUUGCACCUAGAGUUUUGAAGAAGAUCAAUGAUAAUAAUAACCUGUCAAUGAAAUGCAAUGUGAGGUGGAAUGGUGACAAUGACUUUGCUGUGUUUGAUGGGCAUACACAGCAUACACAUGUGGUCAAUGUCCAUGAAAGAAAUUGCUCAUGUAGAGAAUGGAACCUCACUGGAAUUCCUUGCUCACACGCUCUUUGUGCAUUAAGAUUCAAGGAUUGGAGUUUUGAGUACUUUGUUGAUGAGUACUACAAAAAGGAAAAGUACCUUCAAACUUAUGGGACAGCAUUAGAAUGCCUCAGAGGGAACGAAGUGUUGAGGAGGAGGCCAGAAGGAGGAUGUUUGCCAUUGGAUAUGAGAUCAAUGCCUGGGCGCCCUAGAAGGAAUAGAAGAAGGGCAAAGGAUGAGCCUUUGAAACUGAAGAAGGGGAAAUUGACCAAGUUAUCAAAGCAUGGAUCUGUGUACACUUGUAGUGUGUGUGGUGAACAAGGGCACAACAAAGCUGGAUGUCCACAGAAAGACAAACAAGCAGGCCCUAGUCAAACCAAGGUCAAGAAAACGGGUAAAAAGAGUUCAAAUCCCACACAAAAACCAAAAGCAGCAAAAAAGAGCACAAAGGUUGGUAAAAAAGGUGAUACUGUCUGUCUGGGAAGGGUCGAAGGAAGAACAAGAAAAGCAAAACGAAAGCUUAAUGAUAGUUUCAUGGAGGCUGCUGGCAUUGUCAUCGAUGAAGGCAGAGCGGAAGUGCAGAACAAACAGGGUUCGAAAGGAAAGGGAAAGGAUAAGGCUUGAGAGAGCAUGAAGGCUGUAUUUUGUUUGGCAUGACUACUUUUUUGUUUAUUGGCAGUGUAUACAGUUACUGAUUUGGCCUUUAAUGUUAGGCCUUAAUGUUAUACUCUUAUUUAUGUAUGAAAAAUGUAUUUAUGUGCUCGUGAACAAUCAUAUUUUGGUAUUAUGCUGAUGUGUUUCUGAACAACCUAUUGGUGCUAUGAAGUACAAUGUUCUUUUGGUUCUUUUGUUUGUUACAAAAUGUUUAUCAUCUGCUGUUAUUUUACAGUUUU
Molecule: messenger RNA, 1145 nt
Organism: Rubroshorea leprosula
Lineage: Eukaryota; Viridiplantae; Streptophyta; Magnoliopsida; Malvales; Dipterocarpaceae
Source: the annotation of a GenBank genome assembly